AUGUGUUGAGUGCUGAAUAUGGCGGCUACCAUUGCACGUAAUUCAAGAAAAAUACUGUUUUUCCUUAAAAAAUGCGUAAUAAAUAAAAGAAUUCCCUUUUAUGGGCCAUUCUGUCAUCCAAAUUAUCAUGGAAUAAUUUGCUAUUCUACAAUAUAUCGGGAAAAGUUGACUGUCAAGAAGAUCAUUAAUUUGAAGCCUUUCCAUAAAAAUAUAGUCGUAGAGGGCUGGAUUCGUGCAGUUCGAAAACACAAGGAAAUAAUAUUUUUAGAUAUCGAUGAUGGAUCAUCCAUGGAGCGUCUUCAAGUUAUCUUGAGUCCAGGGAACAAAUUUUGUGCUACUGAUAUAAACUAUGGAGAAGCUGUUAGAAUUCAAGGAAUUCUUGAAAGAAGUACCAGUAAGGGCCAAGAAAUUGAACUGAAAGCAGAAACACUGAUGGUUCUAGGAUCAUGCAAAGUUGAGGACUAUCCUUUCAACCCCAGAACAAAACAUUCAGUAGAGUAUGUUAGACAGUAUUUACAUUUAAGGCCGAGAACAAGGGAUUUUUCUUCUUUGCUCAGGACAAGAAAUGCAGCCACCAGAGCUAUUCAUCAAUAUUUUGAGAACCACAAUUACAUACAGAUUCAUACUCCAGCAAUUACAUCAAAUGACUGUGAAGGUGCAGGUGAAGUGUUUUCUAUUCAGCCAGUAUUUCAAAACUUGAAAAAUUCGUCUAACACUUCCAGUAAAGAUGCUAGCCAGAACUCUGUGGAUUUUCCAAACCCAGACUGCUUUUUUGAUAUUCCUGUUUACCUAACAGUUUCUGCACAACUUCAUUUAGAGGCAGCAGCAUUAGCAUUGUCCAAUGUCUACACGUUUAGUCCAGCAUUUCGAGCUGAAAAUUCCCAAUCUCGGCGACAUCUCAGUGAGUUCUAUAUGGUGGAAGCAGAGAAGGCUUUUGUUACUUCUGUAGAAGAUAUAAUGGAGGUUGUUGAAGAACUGGUUAAGUAUACCACAAGAUGCAUCUUAGAAUGGUGUUCAGAGGAAUUAAGAGUAUUUAAUGGAGAGACCAAUUCCAGUCAAGUGAUGAAAAUAGAAAAAAUGUUAGAAAAGCCCUUCAUACGCAUGACGUACAGUGAAGCAUGUGAAGUGUUUCAAAGUAAAAAGGAUUUAAUUCAAGGUUACUUUAAGUGGGGUGAGGAUCUGCGGAAUGAACAUGAACAGUGUCUGCUGAAGCACUGUGGGGAAACCCCUGUGUUUGUAACAAAUUUUCCUGCAGAUAUCAAACCCUUUUACAUGAAGCGAAGCCAUACAGGAACCACAGUAGAAUGUUUUGAUCUUCUUAUGCCUACUGGUGGUGAAGUAUGUGGAGGGAGUCUUCGAGAAGAUGAUGAGAUGGUUUUGAAGGUCCGCUUGAAAAAAGCUGGAUUAGAAGAUUCCCUAAAAUGGUAUCUUGAUCUUAGAAGGUUUGGCUCAGCACCACUUGGUGGAUUUGGUUUAGGAUUUGAACGUUACCUGCAAUAUUUACUUGGAAUUAACAAUAUUAAAGACACAAUCCCUUUUCCUCGUUGGCCUCAUCAUUGCCAGUUGUAAAAUGUGUGGCAAAUGUAAUUAGAAUGUAGUAAUGUUUAAUUAAACAAAUUUUCUUGAAGAAAAAAA
Messenger RNA from Limulus polyphemus (Atlantic horseshoe crab), 1635 nucleotides. It is a transcript of the gene AsnRS-m, whose product is annotated as probable asparagine--tRNA ligase, mitochondrial. Bases 19 to 1569 code for a protein of 516 amino acids. Gene Ontology annotation, biological process: asparaginyl-tRNA aminoacylation. Gene Ontology annotation, molecular function: asparagine-tRNA ligase activity; ATP binding; nucleic acid binding. The transcript is spliced from 12 exons. The record is from RefSeq and is a predicted model, not a curated record. NCBI's taxonomy places the organism in Eukaryota, Metazoa, Arthropoda, Merostomata, Xiphosura, Limulidae. Gene Ontology annotation, cellular component: mitochondrion.